Molecule: messenger RNA, 2961 nt
Organism: Suhomyces tanzawaensis NRRL Y-17324
Lineage: Eukaryota; Fungi; Ascomycota; Pichiomycetes; Serinales; Debaryomycetaceae
Product: exosome catalytic subunit
Exons: 1
Coding region: 1-2961 (986 amino acids)
Biological process (GO): rRNA catabolic process
Cellular component (GO): cytoplasmic exosome (RNase complex); nuclear exosome (RNase complex)
Molecular function (GO): RNA binding; endonuclease activity; 3'-5'-RNA exonuclease activity
Source: RefSeq, a predicted model, not a curated record
AUGAUAGGACAGAGAAAGAGACUAUCAAGUGGACUUACCGUUACCUCAAAGGUAUUCGUCCGCUCCAGAAAUGGAGGUGCAUUGAAGGUUGUCAGAGAGCACUACUUGAGAAAUGAUAUUCCCUGUUAUUCGAAGGCUUGUACCAAAUGUCAGCACAUACUAAAGGCCGAUGCCCAAGGUAACUUGCCAAACUUCAUAUUGAGUGAGUCCCCUGCCAAGACCAAGUCUGGGAAGAGACACUAUAUUGUGCUUGACACCAAUAUCAUAUUGCAUGCCAUCGAUUUGUUGGAGAAUAAUGAAUGUUUUUUCGAUGUCAUCAUCCCACAAACCGUUUUGGAUGAGGUGAAAAACAGAUCGUACCCCAUCUAUCAAAGAGUCAGAGGUUUGGUUAAGUCUGAAGACAAGAGGUUCGUGGUUUUCCAUAACGAAUACAAUGAAGAAACGUACGUCAAUCGUGAAAAGAACGAGUCGAUCAAUGAUCGUAAUGAUCGUGCAAUCAGAAAGCUUGUGACAUGGUACGACAACCAUUUGAAUAAUGAGAAUGCCGCCCAAAAGAUCAAUAUUGUCUUCAUUUGUAACGAUGCUGAUAACCGUAGAAAGGCUAUUAGUGAAAAAAUCGAUGCAAGAUCCCUCACUGAGUAUAUCGAAGACUUGAAGAAUGCCGAUGAUUUAAGAGACUUGAUUCCCAAUGAGACCACCAAUUUUGCUACUGGCGAAAACGAAACCAGCUUCCCUGAGUACUACAACGAUUCUAGAAUUAUGGCUGGUGUCAAGAAUGGUACAUUGUACCAAGGUAUAUUGAAUAUUUCUCCUUACAAUUUCUUGCAAGGUACAGUACAAACACCAGCAUUUAAAAAGCCAUUGUUAAUUAUCGGAACUAAGCACUUAAAUCGUGCUUUCAACAGUGAUUCUGUUAUAGUUGAGUUACUUCCAAAGGACAAAUGGAAGGAACCUUCCAGUACCAUUGUUGAAGAAAAUGCAAUUGGUGCAAAUGAUAAUGCCGGUGAUGAGGACGAUGACGAUAUUUCAGGCUCAAGUGGUGUAAUUUCCGACAAAGAAAGGGUGUUGUUAGCGCAAGAAGCAGUGAAGGCAACUUCCGUGGCUGCUGACGACGAAUCGAGAUUACAACCAACUGCUAAAGUUGUCGGAAUCAGCAGAAGAUCGUGGAGAUACUACGUUGGUCAAAUCGCUCCAACCUCGGUAUCCGCUGAGGAUAGUGGUAAUGCUUCGAAGAACUGUUUUGUCAUUUUGAUGGAUAAGGUGUUACCUAAGAUCAGAAUUAGGACGAGAAAGGCCAAAGAACUUUUAGGUCAAAGAAUUGUUGUGGUGGUAGACUCCUGGUCAUCUAAUUCUAGAUAUCCAAAUGGGCAUUAUGUUAGAUCUCUAGGAGAAAUUGAAAGUGCUGAAGCAGAAACUGAAGCUUUGCUUUUGGAGCACGAUGUCGAAUAUAGACCAUUUUCCAAGAAUGUUCUUGAUUGUUUACCUGAGGAGGGUGCCAACUGGACUGUUCCUGAUAUCGCUGGUACUUCAGAUCCUCAAUUGGCGAAGAGAAAAGACUUACGUGACAAACUUGUUUGUUCCAUCGACCCUCCAAACUGUGUGGAUAUUGAUGAUGCUUUGCACGCAAAGCCUUUACCUAAUGGUAAUUACGAGGUGGGUGUUCAUAUUGCAGAUGUUACCCAUUUUGUGAAAGCGGGAACCGCCUUGGAUCAAGAAGGUGCCGCUAGAGGUACCUCGGUGUACUUGGUUGAUAAGAGAAUUGACAUGUUGCCCAUGUUAUUAGGUACAAAUUUAUGUUCUCUCAAGCCAUAUGUUGACAGAUUUGCAUUCUCGGUUAUAUGGGAAUUGGAUGAAGAUGCUAACAUUGUUAACGUGAACUAUAUGAAGUCAAUUAUUAAGUCGAGAGAAGCUUUCUCAUACGAAAGAGCUCAGUUGAGAAUUGAUGAUCCAUCUCAACAGGAUGAUUUAACAAAAUCGAUGAGAAUCUUAUUGAAGCUUUCCAAAAAGUUGAAACAAAAGAGGUUGGAUGCCGGUGCCUUAAACUUAGCAUCCCCUGAAGUUAAAGUCCAUAUGGAUAGUGAAACAUCUGACCCUAAUGAAGUUGAGAUUAAGAAGUUAUUGGAAACAAACUCUUUGGUCGAAGAGUUCAUGUUGUUUGCUAACAUUUCUGUUGCUAGAAAGAUUUACGACGCUUAUCCACAAACAGCUAUGUUGAGAAGACAUGCUGCUCCCCCAUCAACUAACUUUGAGAACCUUAACAAAAUGUUAAGUGCAAGAAAGCCAGGAAUGGCCGUGUCGUUGGAAUCUUCUCGAGCAUUGGCUGACUCCUUAGACAGAUGUGUUGAUGCUAAUGAUCCAUAUUUCAACACCUUGUUGCGUAUCAUGUCUACCAGAUGUAUGAUGGCAGCUGAAUAUUUCCCAUCUGGAUCUUAUGGUUACCCAGAAUUCAGACAUUAUGGUUUAGCUGUUGAUAUCUAUACCCAUUUCACUUCUCCAAUUAGAAGAUAUUGUGAUGUGGUUGCGCAUAGACAAUUAGCAGGCGCUAUUGGAUAUGAAAACUUGGAUUUGAGCCAUAGGGAUAAGAACAAGAUGGAUAUGAUUGUUAGAAAUAUUAACAAACGUCACAGAAAUGCCCAAUUUGCCGGAAGAGCUAGUAUUGAAUACUAUGUGGGACAGGUCAUGAGAAACAAUGAAUCUGAGCAUGAAGGUUAUGUUAUUCAAUGUUUUAAUAAUGGUAUCGUGGUAUUGGUUCCUAAGUUCGGUGUUGAAGGUUUGAUCAAACUCGAAAUGUUGGGAGAUGUGAAUUCUGCAGAAUACAACGAAGACACUUAUGAGUUAACGUUUGUUGAUCUCAACAAGAAGAAAAGAACCGUCGCCGUAUUUGACAAGGUGAAGGUUGACGUGAAGUCUGUCAAGGAUGAAGUCAGUGGAAAGAGAAAGGCACAAUUAAUUUUGAAAUAG